Molecule: messenger RNA, 2465 nt
Organism: Euleptes europaea (tarantolino)
Lineage: Eukaryota; Metazoa; Chordata; Lepidosauria; Squamata; Sphaerodactylidae
Product: glypican-5-like
Exons: 9
Coding region: 1-1833 (610 amino acids)
Biological process (GO): regulation of protein localization to membrane; cell migration; positive regulation of canonical Wnt signaling pathway
Cellular component (GO): plasma membrane; cell surface; extracellular region
Source: RefSeq, a predicted model, not a curated record
AUGGCCGGCGCCGGGAGCCGCGGGGUCUUCUCGUGCCGGCGGCGCUUCGGGCUCCUGCUGCUGGCGGCGGCGGCGGCGCUGGGCGGCGGGGGGUGGGCGGCCAAGAGCCCCAGCUGCCACGAAGUGAGGACGGCCUUCCAGAUCCGCCAGAUCGGACCCCUCAAACUCGUGCCCGACGUGCCCACCGCCGAUUCCAACUUGCAGAUCUGCCAGCACAGAGCACCAACAUGUUGCACUAAGAAGAUGGAAGAAAGCUAUCAAGCAGCUGUUCGGAGAGAGAGGAUGGAGAACAUCCAGACUCUAAAUUUUGAACUGAAAUAUAUGAUCGUUGGUCACAUCUCAGCUUUUCAAGCGGCCUUUGAGUCAUUACUUCGCUUGGCUGAGAACCACACGACUUCUCUGUUUGAGACUGUCUACAGAUCCAUGUCAAAGGAGGCAGUCGAACCUGUCAAAGAGCUCUUUACGGACAUCUCUCUCUACCUCUUGGGUGCUCAAAACACAGUGGAAAGUGCAUUUUCCCGGUUCUUUGACAGCCUCUUCCCUUUGGUUUACAGCCGGCUAAUUAACCCAGGAAUUACAGAUUUGUCCGAAGAGUAUACAGAGUGCCUGAGGCUAACUCGGCAAGAUAUCAAUCCAUUUGGACGGUAUUCGAAAGAAGCCGUAACAGAGCUGGCGAAGUCUCUAUGGGCAAGCAGAAUGUUUUAUCAGGCCCUUGGGAUGGGCAUUGAAGUGCUGAAUGCUACUGAGCAUGCCACUUUGACAAAGGAAUGUAGCCGAGCACUAGUGAAGAUGCAAUAUUGCCCUCAUUGCCAAGGCCUCACGCUCAUCAGACCUUGUGAAGGGUAUUGCCUAAACGUUAUGAGGGGAUGUUUUGCCAGUGUAUCAGAACUAGAUGCUCAGUGGAGAGAAUAUAUUUAUACCCUGGAAUAUCUCACUAAUGAAAUGGCUGGAUCUCACGAUUUGGAACUGGCACUAGUGGGUAUUCGGUCCUCCGUCAAUGAGGCCAUCUUGUAUUCACAACUGAAUGGACCACAAUUGUCUGCGACUGUUGAUAAAGUAUGCGGACAUCCUGAAGAAAGAGAAAUGAAACCUUCACCAGACAAUAUAGUACAAGCAAAAGAAAUAUCUGAAGCACAGUCUCUCACAAUGGCACACUCCUCUAUUCUAACCAAUAAAAGGAGUUCUCUGCCUCUGAAAGCUUCAAAGAAUGACAAAUCCAGAAGUUUGAAAAAAAUGUCCCGGGAGUUCAUCAACUACAUGAAACGAUCCAGAACUCUUUAUGCUUCUUUAACGGAACGACUCUGUGAUGGGGAUCUAGUGAUGAAAGACAGCUCAACUUGCUGGAAUGGAGAGGAUGUUGUAGAAAGUUAUACUAGCAGAGUGGUCACCAAUGGAUUAAAGGCACAAAUUAAUAACCCAGAACUGAAAGUCAGAGCACUGGACCCCCACGUGCGCAUCUUAAUUGAUAAACUGCAACAUUUUAAUCAGCUGGAGAGUGACAAGACAAAUUUAAAGUCUGAAAGAUGGGCAUCUCGGGAAAGUGGCAGUGGAGCUGGAAGGAGUGAAGAAAUGGAAUCUAGUGGAGACUGUGAUGAUGAGGAUGGGUGCCAAGGAUCGGGUGAAAAGAGCCGCACAACAGAUGAUCUCAGAGCUAAUUCAGGAGACAGGAAUGAAUCCAAUGCAACGGUGAAAAAGGCAGACUCCCCAGACACCAUUAUUGUAAAAUUGUCUCCUAAAGGGAACAGGGGCAAUCAAGCAACAGACAAUCGCGUUUCAACCACCUUGCUCUUCACCGUCACAGCCCUAGCAGUUUUGUGGCAUCCUUUGUUGUAGCUGCAUUAUAUUGCACUAGCUGUGCAAGAAUUUCUGCUCACUGUCAUUUUAUACCUACAGCCUUACCCAAGUGAAAACAAAGUUAAAUGGCUCUCUAAAUGGUGCACCCUAGUAUUUUGCGGUAUAUUAGUAGAAGUACUAAACAUUAGUCUGGGACUGGCUAGCGGAAAGCAUCGGUGUGCGCACGAUGUCUGGCGAUGGCUCUUGAGAGCAACUUAUCUACUCAAGAUGCAAAAAGGAUGAAGACGGGAACCCUGAGUAGAUUAAAUUAUUGUAAUAGCUACAAUUAAGAAUAUUCCAGUUGUAAAUUAAUAUGUCGGAAUUUCCCCCUUUUUACUCAUUGGCUAAUGGACUGUUGUCUAUUUUUCUGAUCUUUCACAUGAGUUCCUUUGAAUAAUCCAUUUCCAGGAGCAGUUCAAUAGUAAGUUAUAUCUCUAGGGAUCAGCCACUAUAUGUUACAGCGCUAUCUACCAGUUGGAUAAAAUUCCUAAGUGGUACAAGAAGGUUGUAGCAUGUUUGAAUCUCUUGGUUUCCCCUUGCCUUCUUAAUGUUUAGAAUGUAGAAAGCAAUAUAACAAGCAUAUGCUGUGUCUAAUGUAAUGGUAUAGUUGCCUUAACCGUUUAGAAAAAAAU